UGUUUUCAAUUCCUUAAAAGUAUGAAAUGCAUGAGCAAACCGUUUUCUUCUCCCAUCAAAAUCUCAGCAUUUUGUUUUUCCAUAGGAUUCAUCUUAGUCAUCUUUCACUUCGGAACACAAAAAUCGGAAUUUCUUAGCACUUCUUUAAAAAUAUUUGAUGUGGAAGAAAACUGUACAAAUCCGGCAACAGAGGAAGGACUAAAUUUGGGUCACAAUUUGAGCCGUACGCAGCCAGAACUUUCUCAGCAAAAGCAAUACGAUAUUCAAGUUGGUCAUAACCCAUUAAAUCUCUUCGUCCCUCAAAUGGAACGGAACAACGUUAGCAUUAUUAAUCACAGGUAUUUUCAACCUUCUUCCGAAAAUCAUCUUUCACGGAAGAAACGGCGUUCUCCCAAGAAACAAAUUUAUGAUAUGCUAAAACGAAAUAUUGAAGUCUCUCGAAAGAUGAAAGAACCAAAUGUGAAACAGAGUAGCAUCGAAUCUAGGAAAGAAACGCUUUCAAAUCUCAUCAGCCUCCUAGAGAAUUUCAUGAAAAAUAAUUUGAUGAGUUCUACGCAAAGGUAUUUUAUUAUUGAAGAAGAUCGAAAUGAAAAAUUCCAUAUUUUUGAUCAAAAUGCUCAACAGAAGAAGGAUGGUGAGAAUAUCCUAGCGACAUUUGGCUCUUCGAAUGUACCUGAAAAUUUAACUACUAGUGCUUUUAUUUACCCUGAAUACACGAACCUUAAUAUUCCCCAACCAGUAAUUUUAACAUUAUCAUCUAAUGAUAGUUUUAGAGAUACCAAAUUAGCAGAAAAAGAAUUACUCUCUACAGGCAAACUCAGUUUCCCAAACGAUGUCGCUGUUCCCCUUUGGUUGUCAAUAAUCCUAGACGUGCUUGACACAUGGAUACCAUGUUCAGGUAAUGAAAUGGCGCAAAACGAUAAUGAUGAAGAACUAGACAUCGAGACCUACGUACCUUAUGACGAAUAUUCUUUUGAUGAAAACUUCUUAGCUAAUCCUAGCAUGUCUCCCAUUGCAACAGAUGCUCGAGCUAUCAAAUGGAUGUUAUUAGGUUGGUUUUUCCUCGAUAUUUUAUUUCUCAUGUAUAUUGUGAUCGCUUUCUCUAAAGUGAAGGAAACUUACGGAUACUCGUAUAUUGGGGGCAGUAUUGCUAAAACAGGUGCUUUCCGAUAUCUCAUGAGCUCUUUAAGUGUGGUUUGUACCAGAAAAAUGGAACCCCUUGUCCUUAGACUGGAGUCUCCUACAUCUAGCUGCAGCAGCUUGGUUUCCUUGACAAGCAUUCUAGAGGAUACUUUUAGAGAGGAAACUGUCUAUGACAGGGAAUGGAUGACUGAUGAAUUUCUGGCUGGGGAAAGAAAGAAAAAGAAUUUAAUCAGACCAUGAAUCAUCGCAGCCAUGUGGACGAAAUUUGAUGUUUUCUGGAUUUUCUGCAAAGUUGUUAUUUUCUUCCAAAAAUACGAUUGCUGAAAUUUUUACUUUUUAUGCAAUAAAAGA
Stegodyphus dumicola is the source of this 1494-nucleotide messenger RNA. RefSeq lists its product as uncharacterized. NCBI's taxonomy places the organism in Eukaryota, Metazoa, Arthropoda, Arachnida, Araneae, Eresidae. The record is from RefSeq and is a predicted model, not a curated record.